Magallana angulata is the source of this 2050-nucleotide messenger RNA. RefSeq names its product beta-arrestin-1-like. Gene Ontology annotation, molecular function: G protein-coupled receptor binding. Gene Ontology annotation, cellular component: cytoplasm. The record is from RefSeq and is a predicted model, not a curated record. The transcript is spliced from 13 exons. The coding region runs from base 363 to 1607 and encodes 414 amino acids. Gene Ontology annotation, biological process: signal transduction; G protein-coupled receptor internalization. NCBI's taxonomy places the organism in Eukaryota, Metazoa, Mollusca, Bivalvia, Ostreida, Ostreidae.
ACACUGGAGUCAUUUUCACUCAGGCUUGAGAUCCGAGGCUACCUCUUAAUUGGUAUUCGAUCGUUCCAGCUGGUAUAAAGAGAAACUCACCGCAUAUACCAGGAGUGGAUGCGUGACUCUGUCAUAUCCGGCAUUCUCUUAAGUAAUGCUGGCCGAGAUUGGGUGUUGAUUGUUAUCAGUAAUGGUAUCGUUUUUGGACUUACUGGAUAAUUACCAUCUACUGAAGUGAUUACGUUUUGAUGAAUAAAACCUUGAUUAACAUUGAAUUCCCCAGUUGAGUUUGAUUACUUAUCCAGUAUUGGUAGUCUUUGCCACUAUACCCCAAGAAGUCAGGUGUGUGGUACAAGGAACACAGUGACGAUAUGCCCAAGGGAGAGCUUCAAGAUCCGGCGGAACCGUUAAGAAUAUUCAAGAAGAGUAGCUUAAAUGGAAGAGUGACGGUGUUCCUUGGUAAGCGGGACUUCCUGGAUUACCUGACCCACGUUGAUCCGAUAGACGGUGUGGUUUUGGUUGAUCCGGAAUGUGUAAAGGAUUCGAAGAAAAUUUACGUGCAAGUCCUUGGAGCUUUCAGAUAUGGAAGAGAAGAUCUGGAUAUCAUAGGGUUGUCCUUUCGGAAGGACUUAUUCAGCGCCACGAUUCAAGCUUACCCACCAGUUGUUGAACAACAAAAACCCUUGACACCACUGCAAGAAAAACUAUUGGGAGUCCUUGGACCCAACGCGUAUCCUUUCUUCUUUGAGAUUCCUCCUAACACCCCGAGUUCUGUCACUUUACAGCAAUCCCCAGGGGAAGAUGGCAAGCCCUGUGGUGUUGACUAUCAACUUAAGACACAUCUUGCUGAGAGUCUGGAUGACAAACCAGAGAAAUUGACUACGGUGAGAAUGGCUUUACGUAAGCUGACGUAUGCCCCAAGUGACGAAAGGGUUCCUCCGCCCAGUGCAGAGAUAAAUAAAAACGGAAUCAAGCUGGAUGCCUCACUAGGAAAGGAGAAAUACUACCACGGGGAAAGCGUGGCUGUCCAUAUUUCUAUAGACAAUGCGUCCAACAAGACCAUUAAGAAGAUUAAACUCAAUAUUGUACAGAAGACAAUGGUCACACUGCACGUGCUUUGUGAGGAAGAACAGGAAAUAAAAGUCCCAGAUCUGAACAGUCAAGAGGGAUUCCCAAUAAGAGCCGGACAGACGGGGUUCGCUAAGACCUACCACCUGAUGCCGUUACUGGAGAAUAACCGUGACAAACGAGGCAUAGCUCUGGACGGGAAACUUAAGCAUGAGGAUACAAAUCUGGCAUGUUCAACAAAGAUGUCCAAUUGUCUUCAAAAGGAAAACGCUGGGAUCAUUGUGUCUUACAAGGUGGUUAUCAAGCUAGUGCUUGGAUUCGGAAGCAAUGACGUCAUUUUAGAACUUCCGUUUACUCUGACACAUCCGAUGCCAGACAGUCCCUCUACCAGAACAAACAGCUAUCGAAGUUCUGUAGCUGACGAUCCCAUUAUUCCUAGUGAAGACAUAAUCGAUGAUGACUUGGUAUUUCAAGAGUUUAACAGAGCGCCUAUUGCUGAGCCCGAGAGCUUUAAGGACCCCAUACCCGGGGAAAACAACGACAAGUGAUAUAUGAAAAUUAAACCAAAUAUACACUCUAUGUUCCCUCACACUGGCCUAUUGUCUUUCUGUUGUGACACUAUAUUUUGAUUUACUUAUUGUAUGAUUUUUUUAAAAUUUCUUUCUUGUGUAUUUGUUAAUAUGUUUACAAACAACCUGAGUCGAAUGAUAUACUUACAUUUAUAAAUAAAUUUGAUGCCUAUUACUUUUUUCCAUUUCUAUUUCAUUUUGUCUGGAUUGAUUACAGAUUCGCUACAGAAUAUUUAAAGUAACAAAAAAAAAACAAAUUACAGAAAUUUUAUAUAAUGCUGGUGAAUAACCAGCAUUUGUAUAUAUCUUAUUUAUAGGAUAGAAGAAUAUCGCUUAUUUCUCAACUUUGUGUUUCAUGUCAAUGUGAUGUUACUGACAAUUAUAAAAUAAUGAAAAUUAAAAAAAAAUACAACUGUUUGAAA